Molecule: messenger RNA, 5355 nt
Organism: Exaiptasia diaphana
Lineage: Eukaryota; Metazoa; Cnidaria; Anthozoa; Actiniaria; Aiptasiidae
Product: midasin
Exons: 23
Biological process (GO): ribosomal large subunit assembly; rRNA processing
Cellular component (GO): preribosome, large subunit precursor
Molecular function (GO): ATP binding; ATP hydrolysis activity
Source: RefSeq, a predicted model, not a curated record
UCAUGUACUUUUUGUGAAAUUSACAAAAGUAAUUGAUUUUUGGUGUAAAUUAUGUUAUUUARCACAAUKCUAGUCUURCAGACAUGCUAAGUAGCGUGUCAAGAAAGCGCAACAAUGGAAUCGACAGCUGAUUUUGAGUUCAGCUUCACAUCRUCGCUAGAAUCACUCGCACAAUGUUGCAGCGAAGUGUUGAGCAAAAGACUUUCUCAUUUUGUCAAACUCAAGACAUGGCAAACUCAAGAUAAACAAGCUCUUCUMCAAGUGCUGUCAGAGUUCAUCCUUGAAGAAGAAUCAGCGUUAUUAAUCACCAAGUUUUUCAGGCCUAUAACUGUAGAAAUCUUACAAAGAUACUUUCAUUUUAUACAAGGAAAGGAUGAACAUCUAAGAGAAGAAUAUAAUGAAAACUUUUUCUAUAUUAUUAGUAUAUUAUUACCAAUUGUACCCCAUAUACAGAGCUUUAUAUUGGAAUAUUUAACUUUUAUUAAACCAUUUUAUGCCCGAUUGGAGAGUAACUUGCAAGAUAAUCCUAAAGUCCUUACCAUUACAAGAACAGCAUAUAAUUUCUUGCGUCAUGAUUAUAAUACAUUUAUUGAUGUAUGGGAAUGGAAUGUGUUCUUCCAACUGCUUGAACAUGCUGACAUAAAUGUAAGGUGGCUGGCUACCAAUAUUGUUGCUAUGGUAACACAAAUGAGUGACCAUAACAAGAUGACAAUGAUAAAGAACUCAUUUACCGUUGACGAAAUAAAUAAACUUACUGUUGAAAUGGAUGCAGAUCAUUCAAGAUAUCAGUCUUCGGUACAUAAUGAUGAGAACUGUAAUAAACUGGCUGUAGAUGUUACUAUGGAAACCAUUACAGCWCAAUGCAAUGUUACCUUCACUGAGGAUGAUUUUACUGAGAGCCAUGUUGCAAUAUCAGGCGUAAUUCUUCCUAUUGCKCCUAAUUGUCCUAAUGAAGUGUUGGUAGACACUCUUGUAAAGGUUCCAUCAACAAAGAGGAACCUUCAUUCAUUGGCUCUUGCUAUAGCAACAGGUUCUGGGGUGUUGUUGGAAGGACCAGUWGGUUCUGGAAAGACCUGUCUUGUUGAGUAUAUAGCCGCAAUGACAGGAAGGAUAUCUGCACCAUCAUUGAYGAAGGUUCAACUUGGGGAUCAGACAGACAGCAAGUCUCUACUGGGCACAUAUGUAUGCACUGACACACCCGGCGAGUUUCUAUGGCAACCAGGGACAYUAUUACAAGCGGUCCAAGGUGGACACUGGGUUUUGCUAGAAGACAUUGACUAUGCCCCCAUGGAUGUUGUGUCUGUCUUGAUACCACUUCUAGAGUCCAGGACACUGUCUGUUCCUGGACAUGGUAAUGCUGUGAAAGCUGCUCCUGGAUUCCAACUUUUYGCCACUCAAAGAACUCACAGUCAUAGUGGAUCUGCACUUCAUGUUCAUUCCAACUCUGCCAUAUUGGACAGGUUAUGGACUAGGGUYAAUGUGGAACCUUUGAAUAAAGAAGAACUUUCUCAGGUUAUCUCCAAAAAGUUCUCAGAUUUGGCUUCUGUUUCUCAMAAACUCAUUGAUGUGUACAGUUUGGUGUCAUCRGACACACAGCUUGUCUCUGAUUCAGACAUCUCUYUUUCRUCAUUAUCACAUGACAAACGACAAAGUACAACAAGGGACCUUAUGAAAUGGACUUCUAGAGUUGCUGAAUCUCCUGUCAAUGGACCUUUUUUUGCUGAAGCAAAAGAUGUAUUCCUUGAAGCACAGGAUUGCUUUGGAGCAACUUUAUCUAAAGCUGAACASAGGCUUGAACUUGGGAUGGCAAUAGGAGCCAAACUAGGAAUCACYAAAGAAAAAGUYGAGUUUUUCUGCAAGAACUACAAACCGAAAGUCCAACUUUCUUACCAUUCUGUUACAGUUGGACGUGUCUUAUUGCCAAGACRUUUUGAAACWGGUCAUUCAACAAGASASACWGCUAUUAACUUUGCACACACAAGGCACUCUCUUGUUCUUCUUGAGAGAGUUGCAGUGUGUAUUAAACAAGAAGAACCAGUGCUGUUAGUAGGAGAAACUGGUWCAGGAAAGACAUCCUCAGURCAGAACCUUGCAGCCAUGUGUGGUCACAACUUGAAAGUCAUUAACAUGAGUCAACAGAGUGACAGCUCUGACUUGCUUGGUGGCUUUAAACCUGUUGAGAUGAAGCAACUUGUAGGGCCUGUUAGGGAAACAUUUGAAGAACUCUUCUGUCAGACUUUUUCCCGUAAACAAAAUGUGAAAUAUCUUAGUCAUAUUCAGCAAUGCUUUGCUAAAGGGCAGUGGGAAAUGUUGUUUAAACUGAUGAUGCAUUCAUACAAGGCUGCUAUGCAUAGAAUAGAAAAGGSUGACAAUGAAAUCUCAAGUCAAGGCCUAUGCACAAAAUGGGAAGCAAUAUCUCACAAGAUUGARCAUCUAAAGAAGCAACAGAAGCAUGCCGAAAGUACUCUCRCAUUUCAGUUUGUUGAAGGAACUCUUGUCAAAGCCAUCCGUGAUGGAGACUGGAUAUUGUUAGAUGAGAUCAACCUUGCAACACCUGAAACUUUAGAGUGUUUGGGCGGCUUGCUGGAGAGCCGUUGUGGUUCUGUAGUACUCUUAGAAAGAGGUGAUGUUAAACCUAUAGUAAGACAUCAAGGAUUCAGGUUAUUUGCUUGCAUGAAUCCUGCUACAGAUGUAGGCAAAAAGGAUCUACCACUAGGCAUUAGAAACAGAUUCACAGAAAUCUUUGUGGAUGAACUCAAUGAUGUCAAUGACUUGAAAACUCUGGUUGUGGACUAUCUUCAGGGUUUGUCACCGGCAGCUGCUAUUGUUGAUGGCAUUGUAAGAUUCUACUUAACUGCAAGACUUGAAGCCAAUGACAAGCUGACAGAUGGAACAGGGCACAAGCCWCAUUACAGUUUGAGAACACUCUGCAGAGCUCUACGAUAUGCAUCAAGCAAUCCACAUGGUAAUGUGCUGAGAUCUAUUUAUGAAGGCUUUUGUCUGAGUUUCCUAACACAGCUUGAUCGUUCAUCUCAUCCUGUGGUUGAAUCCCUUAUAAGGAAAAAUAUCCUUGGUCAUGUGAAUGCUACAAGCCUUAUCAACCAGCCWCUACCUUGUCCUGGGAAUAACAACAAACAGUUUGUCAACUUUGAAGGCUUUUGGAUAAAUGUUGGUGAGAAAGAAACUGUUAUACCAGCUCAUUAUGUCCUUACAGCAUCAGUGAAGGCAAAUCUKAGAGAUUURGCUAGAGUUGUCAGUGGAAGGACUUUCCCUGUGUUAUUACAAGGAGAGACAUCAGUUGGUAAGACCAGUCUGAUUCAGUGGUUAGCAAAUGCAUCAGGAAAUCACUGUGUACGUAUUAACAAUCACGAACACACYGACAUCCAGGARUACCUAGGCUGUUAUACMUCAGAUCAUGAUGGAAGACUGGUCUUCAAAGAAGGAGUCCUUGUCGAUGCAAUGAGAAAGGGUUAUUGGAUUAUACUUGAUGAAUUAAAUCUUGCUCCCACCGAUGUUUUAGAGGCUCUCAAUAGGUUGCUUGAUGACAACAGGGAGCUGUUUAUUGCCGAGACACAAGAAACAGUCAAAGCACACCCAAACUUCAUGUUGUUUGCAACUCAGAACCCUCCAGGACAGUAUGGAGGAAGAAAGGUGCUGUCCCGUGCCUUCAGAAAUCGUUUUGUUGAACUUCACUUUGAUGAAUUACCAAGCAAAGAACUAGAGCAAAUUCUUCAUCUCCGUGGUAACAUCCCCAUGUCUUAUGCCAAGAAAAUGGUAUCAGUUCUUCUUGACUUACAGUCACGUCGUCGUAGCUCAAGUGUCUUUGCUGGCAAACAAGGGUUCAUUACCCUGCGUGAUUUAUUCCGAUGGGCAGAGCGCUAUAGUAAGACGCCCGAUGUACCYGGCAGAUUUUACAACUGGGAACAACAUUUGGCGGAAGAUGGAUAUAUGCUGCUGGCAGGUAGAUGCAGAAACCCAGCUGAAUGCAGCGUUAUUCAAGAGGUUUUACAGAUUCACUUUAAGAGCAACAUUGAUCCAGUGAACAUGUUCACAAGUACACCAAGGCAGUCCAAUCUGCCGUUGUCUUCUAGUAAGAUACUAAAUCAAGCCACAAGUCAUCAGGUUGAUGGCUUUGGUCAUGUUGUCUGGACAAGAAACAUGAAAAGAUUGGCUGUUUUAGUKGGAAGAGCUUUAGAGUUUGGUGAACCUGUUCUGCUAGUUGGAGAAACUGGUUGUGGCAAAACUACAAUUUGUCAACUGUUCGCAGCCCUUAAAGAGCAACAACURUACUCAGUCAACUGUCACAUGCAYUCAGAGUCAWCAGAUUUCCUUGGUGGAUUACGACCAGUCAGAAGCCAUCACUUGGAAGAUCAGGAAGGAAAGCUACAAAAGUUCUUUGAAUGGUGUGAUGGUCCACUUGUCCUAGCCAUGAAAGAAGGAGCCAUGUUUCUCAUUGAUGAAAUCUCUCUGGCUGAUGAUUCUGUGCUUGAAAGACUGAAUAGUGUYUUAGAGCCUGAGAGAACGCUUGUKCUGGCUGAGAAGGGUAGUGAAGGAGGAGGUGUAAAUGACAAAGAUGUUGAUAUUAUUGUUGCUGAUGACAAAUUCAGGGUUGUGGCAACAAUGAAUCCUGGUGGAGACUUUGGCAAGAARGAGCUUUCUCCAGCCUUAAGGAACAGAUUCACAGAAAUCUGGUGCCCAUCCACGAACACUGACCAAGAUCUUGUUGAAAUCAUAGAGUAUAAUCUAACAUCAGGCAUUUCGUUCAAUACUACUCCUGAAGGUCACUCUGGAAUUGGUAAAGCUAUGGUAGAGUUCGUCAACUGGUUUCGUUCAACAGAUUUUGGGAGGAGGUUUGUAGUUAGUAUUAGAGAUUUGUUGUCAUGGGUACACUUUAUCAACACCUGCUGUCAAUCAACUGGUCACAUGACAUCACAUGAGSCUUCCCAUCAGCCAUCACUUCAUCCCACUAUUGGCUAUCUCCAUGGUGUUUGUCUUGUUUUCCUGGAUGCYCUUGGAGCUGGAUUGUCCAGUCUCCCAUCGGCUGGUAURCCACCACAGGAAGCCCGAGAAAUAUGCUUGGAUUUUCUUAGAAGUCAGGUGAAAUAUCUUGGUGUUGAUGAUGCAAUAAACCUGGACACAAAAGACUUGUCAUCUGAUGUUACUCAAGAUGUUUUUGGAAUUAAGCCAUUCUAUAUCCCAAAAGGCCCUUUGACAAUYCCACAUGACUUAAAGGGUACCUAUGCUCUAAAUGCACCCACAACAUCCCAGAAUGCACAGCGACUACUGCGUGCACUUCAGCUGUCAAGGCCCAUCCUAUUGGAAGGGUCACCAGGGGUUGGCAAGACUAGUUUAGUG